Molecule: messenger RNA, 414 nt
Organism: Sclerotinia sclerotiorum 1980 UF-70
Lineage: Eukaryota; Fungi; Ascomycota; Leotiomycetes; Helotiales; Sclerotiniaceae
Exons: 3
Coding region: 1-414 (137 amino acids)
Source: RefSeq, a predicted model, not a curated record
AUGGAAACUUUGAAGAUGCCAAGGCAGAUUGAUCCGCAAGAUUUGGGAAUCCAUGUACUUGUCGAUUACGAAAGCCCUCUUGUUGAUAUAGUGGCUGUUCAUGGACUUGGGGCCACACCAAUGACGACCUGGACCAAAGCACGGAAACCACAAGAACAUAUCGAUCGUAAUACCGAAUCUAGCAUUGCACCCCCUUCUGUUCCGACGAAUAAAUCCGAGGAUCGCGUUAAUUGGUUAAGCGACCCAACAAUGCUUCCAGCAGAUAUCACCAAUGUCCGAAUAAUGGCCUUCAAUUAUGAUAGUAACUGGUAUGGCGAUAAUGCUAUCAAAGUUCGUCUUGACCAUGUUGCGGAUGAUUUGAGACGAAAGGUUUUGCGACAACGAAAGGUAAAGAAGGGUGAUGUAACGCUUUGA